Molecule: messenger RNA, 5309 nt
Organism: Homalodisca vitripennis (glassy-winged sharpshooter)
Lineage: Eukaryota; Metazoa; Arthropoda; Insecta; Hemiptera; Cicadellidae
Gene: l(3)mbt
Product: lethal(3)malignant brain tumor-like protein 3
Exons: 17
Coding region: 332-4834 (1500 amino acids)
Biological process (GO): regulation of DNA-templated transcription
Cellular component (GO): nucleus
Molecular function (GO): protein binding; zinc ion binding
Source: RefSeq, a predicted model, not a curated record
GAAAUAGAUGACGAUCGGCGCACACGCGCGUUGUACAUGACGUGAAAACGGGCUUUCGGGCUUUGCCGUGUUCGCAAAAAUAAAUAUUAUUUUGAAAACGUAAAGAUUUUAGUGUUUGAAUCUACAAGGAAAAAGUUCUUGAAGUUCAAUAGCUCAACUUUGUUGUUUCAGAUGAGUGUUUAAUAGUUUUUGAACUAUGAAUUACAUGGAGAAUAUAAAAUAUUUUGUAUGAAUACAGUAACUUGCAGGAGGGAGGGGAUUGAGCUAUUGUGAAUCAGCAGUCGCCAGUUUAUUAAUUCCAGAUUUUUGGAGAAUAUUGGGCACGGGAACUAUGAAUGUGCAGGAAGGUGGUGUGAAUGUUCCAAUCUCCGUGUCCAACCCUGCCCCCAACUCUCCUGCCCCUACAAACCCUGCAGGUGUUCAGCGCAUCAUGCCAGUUCUGUACGUCAACCAGCCAAACAUGAAGCCGGUCGUGUCGGCUGCACCCUCCCCCAACUCCGUGGUAUCGUCAACCUCGGGUCAGACCAUUCUGACAGCCAUGCCUCAGAUUCAGCUGACUGGAGGUGGAAAUCCCCAGAUCAUCCAUUCUUCCCCUAACCCCAGUACCUACUCCUACGUCCCAAUGAGGCAAGUGUAUCAUCAGACAAAGACAAUAAAGGAUGCACCCAAGAAAGUGUUUGUAACGUCGAUAAACUCACCCAACAACAACAAGUCAAACCAAGUUAACCUGAUUUUGCCCAACAGUCCGAACCAAAACACCGGAAACAAGUCAUCGAUCACGAGUCUGAUCCUGCCGCAAAUAGGGACAGUCUCGAACAAGACGACUAUCACCGGAAUCAUGGUUCCGAACAAUCCAACGGCUUCAAACACCAAUAAAACGACGGUUGCAAGCCUUCUUCUACCACCGAACGCAAAGUACCCGAACAUUGCUCCCAACAAAAAAGUACCGAUUCCAAACAUCAUAAUUCCACAGCAGAACAUGAAUAACAAGCCACCGAAUGUUCCCAACAUAAUACGCCAAUCGAACAAUCCUUCGGGAAAGAACGUCGUCGGGAUUUUCUCUCCAUCAAACACGACAAACCCGCCACAGAUGACUAGUUUGUUGCUCACACCGAACACAAACACGAAUAACAAACAGCCACCUACUUCUGUCGGUCUGAUUCUCCCCACUAGUCCCGGAUCACACGGAAUCAUAGUUCCUCAGUCGACGGCGGGCCAACCCCACGGGAUCAUAGUCCCGCAGCAACCGGGAGGCCAGGCUCACGGAAUCAUCAUGCCACAAUCGUCAGGUGGCCAGUCCCACGGAAUCAUCGUUCCACAAUCCACCGGCAACCAGUCGCAGCUCACUAAUCUGAUCAUCACUUCGAGCACGGCCACCAACACCCCUGUCGCCGCUAGCCUUCUUAUCUCCGGUAGCAACAGUAGCGCCAGUUCCAUCGGAUCCGGCCACAUGACUAGCCUGAUUAUCCCCCAGAGUCAGGCCCCCCAGUGUUCUGCGCCCAUCAGUGGACUCAUGGUACCCCCCACGGGGGCUCCCCCCACACCCCCCACCAAGAGUUUAUUGGUCCCGGUCUCGGUUGGACCCAACAGCAAGGGCUCACUGCUUCACCCGGCCACCUACUCCAACGGCAAGAAGAGUCUUGACCCCAGCUCGAUAGUAACCCGACCAACAAUAUUUGCUGCAGGAAGAGACAACAAACAGUCAGUCCUGGUGAAGCCACCAGAGGGAGGGAAUUUCCCCUCUCUGCCCCCCCUCCAGCCUAUCAGUUCCAAUAAUGGUAUUGGCAAGACACUCCUAGCCAAGGCACCCAAUGGACUCAACAUGCCGGAGUCCCUGGUCAUGACUCCCAUAUCAGACAUCGAGGCCAUCAAGAACAAACCUGAAAAAAUAUCUGAUGAAAUGACAAUAGAGCGGACCCCGAUGGUGAGCGAGGGAACCUCUAUGGCCACAAUUGUGAGGGUAGACGAUGAGUGCAGAGCAGAGGAAAUGGGGAUGAGAGGCACCGAUUGUAGCGAAGGCUUGGUUCUGGAUGGGGAGGUGACAGUGAGAAGACUUGUUGGACCGGACAAGGAAGAAAUUCCGGAGAAGAAACAGAUAGAAGAUGAUGUAAAAAUUGAGCUGGUCAAGAAGAAACAGGUGGAGGAUGAUGUGAAAAUAGAGUUGAUGAAGAAGAAACAGAUAGAUGAUGACGUGAAGAUAGAAUUGGUGAAACCAGAACGACAGAAACUCCCUCCACCCAGGUAUCAGAAGCCGGAAGAUCUGAACCCCAUGGAGGUCUUGGAAUGGGAUCACCAAGGUGUUGGAAAACUUCCAGGAAGUAAUAUCAAGUUCCGUAUCAAUGAGUAUGGAUUAGAUCUCGUGGUGGAUAGUAACAAGGAUGAAUCUUCUUCAAACACACCAAACUCGAGCCGACACAGCUACGAUGACAAUGUUAAUUUAUUCAUGGAUUUUAUUUUACAGUUCCGUAUCAAUGAGUAUGGAUUAGAUCUCGUGGUGGAUAGUAACAAGGAUGAAUCUUCUUCAAACACACCAAACUCGAGCCGACGCAGCUCCGAUGACAAACCGCCCAAUACAGAGAGUAAAACCACAAAGGACAUUCUGGGAGAGGCAUCGGACAAGAUAUACUGCUGCGAAGGCUGCGGCUGUUACGGCCUCUACACAGAGUUUCUCAUGGAUACUCGGUUCUGCAGUGUCGGCUGCAAGAAGAUCGUGCUAGCUCGGACUGAGAUAAAGAAGAAGCGGCAAGAUGACAAGAUGAGAGAGCUGCGAUUGAGGCGGAAACGAAGGAAGAUUAAAAUCCUUGCGCAAAGAUCGAAGAGAGGCAGCAUUGAUCAAAAGAGUGGCAAGGAGCAAGGCGAUGCCAAGGUGGAACCAGUGGAUGAAGCCGAACUUAUUUCUAAAGCAUGGUCCACCAAAAUGGUGGAAUUGCGUAAAAUCAAGAAACCGUCUGAAGGCAACAUUAAGAUCAACUUGCAGGUCUCUGACUCGGAUGAUUUGCGAGGAGCCUCCCCGACUAUCUCGGACUCGGAAGUCAGUGAGACCAUCUCGAGGUCGCCUGCCGGAAGCAACCCCAGCGAGGACGAUGCAUCUUCCGACAGGACAGCUUCAUUGGAUGUUAACAAGGAAGCUUGGCUGAACAGUUCAGGGGAGUUCAUGUGGUCCACUUACCUCCAGAAGUGUUGCAACAAAGCAAAAGCAGCUCCCGUCCGACUGUUCAAGAAUCCGUUCCCGGACGGCAAAAAUGGGUUCAAGGUGGGGAUGAAACUGGAAGGUAUCGACCCGGAGCACCAAGCCAUCAUUUCUGUCCUCACUGUCGCCCAAGUCAGAGGAUACCGGAUAAGAUUGCACUUCGAUGGGUAUCCGGAGUACCAUGACUUCUGGGCAAAUGCAGACUCUCCGGAUAUCUUCCCACCCGGGUGGUGUGAACGGAACAGCCAUAACCUAGACCCUCCCCGCGGCUACACGACGGAGAACUUCAGUUGGAACAUGUAUCUGAAACAGUGUCGGGCACAACCGGCUCCGAAGUCUCUGUUCCCCAAGUCUAAUGCACCACUGUGUCCGAGUCAGUUCCGGGUGGGGAUGAAGUUGGAGGCUGUGGACCGCAAGAACUCUUCCCUGGUUUGUGUAGCCAGUGUCGCCAACUUGAUAGACAAUCGAAUACUGAUCCACUUCGACAGUUGGGGUGAUGUUUACGACUACUGGACCGACCCCAGCUCUCCCUACAUCCACCCUGUCGGUUGGUGCGAGGAGAAUGGUCAUGACUUGACUCCACCGAACUCAUACAAGAAUCCCAGCCAGUUCUCAUGGGACGUGUACCUGAAAGAGACCAAGUCGGUGGCGGCACCUGCCCGGGCGUUCAAGCCGAGACCACCGAACGCGUUCAAGCGUGGGAUGAAACUGGAGGCGAUUGAUAAGCGAGCUCCGUCUCUACUGAGGCCCGCGACCGUUGUGGAGGUGAAGGACUACCAGAUCAAGAUCACCUUCGAUGGCUACCCAGAGGAGUUCGGGUACUGGGUGGACGACGACUGUCCCGAUAUUCACCCAACCGGGUGGGGACACAAGACUGGACAUCCGAUCACUCCUCCACCCACGUCACCGGUGAAAAGCGAGUGUGGAACCAAGGACUGCGCAGGUGACGGUAAUGUGAAGGGCGGAUUCCUGGCCAAACACACGACUGCAGCCCUCUGUCCUUAUGCCCCUCAGAACCUGAACAAGGACACUGUUCCGGACAGGUUCUGUGUCAAUCCGGACUUCUAUGAGGUUCCUGAACCGAUAAGCAAGACAAAGACUCCUAGCAUAAAGCAAGACAUCGGAGAGGAUUCAAAUUCAGAGUCAAGGAUUAAGACUAGACACUCUACAGCCUCAGUGAAAGAAGAAAACAAAGAAGAACCGUCUGUGAAAGUAGAGACUGAAGAGAAGACAGAAGAAAGAAUUGAAAGGAGAGGUCGUAAAAGGAAACUGCCAGAAGCAGAGAGCAGGACGGAUCAGUUAGACCGGUUGCGAAAGGAACUCAUCCGUACCGUCCUGGAACCUGGGUACCAGCCGGCACCGGCGCAACAGGAAAUGUGGGUGAAACAUGUGGCGACACUGGGCCACAAAGUGAAUGUUACUGGGGGAGACCCCCGUGCAUGGAACCACAAGCAGGUAGCAGCGUUUGUCAACACAGUCAUUCCCAGCCGUGCCAAGCUCUUCCUUGAUCAGGAGAUCGAUGGAGAAGCCUUCCUAAUGUUGACUCAGUGCGAUCUAACCAAAGUACUUGGAUUGAAACUGGGCCCUGCUCUGAAGAUCUACAACUGUAUCAUACUUUUAAGACAAAAAGUAAUGAGCUUAUGAAAUAUGUUACCUUGUAUUACACCUUAUUUUGCUGUGACAAGUAAUUACGAUUCUGGUUUUAAGUCGAUUAUUUACUGAAAACAAUAAGAAAAUUUGCCAUCUGGUGCUUUUUCUACAAUUCAAUAUCAGUGGUUUUUAUUCAUUUUCAGAAAACUGUAUAUAGUUACGUACGUACCCAUGUACAAAGCGCGGUAGAAGAUGUUAAGUUUCAAAGAUUUAUAUUUUGCUAGACAUUGCUCUUUUAUAACUACUGUCUUCAAGUAAAAUAAGGACCUAGCCGUCUAAAGUGAUAGUAUUACUAUUUUUGUUUUUGUACAUAUGUUGUUUUGAUAAUAAUAUUUGUAUUUAUUUAUGUAUUAUUAAUUUCUGUAAACAAAUUUAUACGAUUUGUCAUGACGUUGACAGUUGUACAGUGUUUUAAUGUUGUGUCAUUUUCAAGAACAAUUUGUAUGAAUAAAUAAAAAAAAUUAUAAAA